Molecule: messenger RNA, 8001 nt
Organism: Bubalus bubalis (water buffalo)
Lineage: Eukaryota; Metazoa; Chordata; Mammalia; Artiodactyla; Bovidae
Gene: PCNX4
Product: pecanex 4
Exons: 13
Coding region: 372-3776 (1134 amino acids)
Cellular component (GO): membrane
Source: RefSeq, a predicted model, not a curated record
GUUGCCGUGGCCGCCACAGUUCCUCUGCCUUGGCGUUCGGACCGCAGGCAGCCUUCCGGCGGGAUCGCGCACCCCGGGUAUAUCUGCGAAAGUGCCCUCACCGGGAUGCCUUCGCUUCGCCUCUUCCCUCAGGUGACUCCAGUCAAAUCACGGACUCCUCAAUAGGAACAACUCUUUCCCCACCCAUCUACACUGUCUCUCCACAAUCCUGUGUUUAUCAAGGACCAACAUUUACUUCAGUGAAGUCUACUCCGCCAGAAGUUACUUAUCAGGCCUCUGAAUUGUUUUUUUCUCUUAUUCAGCUGUAUAAUCUUAGUGACUGCUGUGUUACAGAAAAGAAAGUGACUUUGAGAAUAAUCUGAGUGAGAAGGAUGAGUCCAGAUGUGCCUCUGCUGAACGAUUACAAACAGGACUUCUUCCUGAAGCGCUUUCCACAGACUGUUCUUGGAGGCCCUCGACUCAAACUGGGCUAUUGUGCCCCUCCUUACAUAUAUGUUCAUCAGAUUGUCCUUUUUUUGGUACCAUGGGUUUUAGGCGGAAUAGGAACACUUUUGUACCAAUUAGGCAUCCUGGAAGACUAUCACACAGCAGCACUUUCAGGUGGACUGAUGCUUUUCACUGCAUUUGUCAUCCAGGUCACAAGUUUAUACGCCAGAAACAAAUCAGUAACAGUGGAGAGAAUGCUAACCACAGACAUCUUAGCAGAGGAAGAUGAGCAUGAGUUUACAGGUUGUGCUGGUGCUGAGACCAUCAGAUUUCUGAUUCCUGGCAAAAAACAUACAGCCAACACAGUUUUUCAUUCUGUUCUUGCUGGAUUACUGUGUGGUCUUGGAACAUGGUAUUUGCUCCCGCAUAGAAUAACCCUGCUGUAUGGCAGUGCAGGAGGCACUGUUCUACUCUUUGUCUUUGGAUGGAUGACGCUGUGUAUAGGAGAAUAUUCAUUAAUUGUAAACACACCUACAGAGUCUGCAACUUUCCAAACCCAGGAUGCUUAUGAAAUCACUCCUCUUAUGAGACCUGUUUAUAUUUUUUUCUUCGUUUCUGUAGAUCUUGCACACAGGUUUAUGGUAAAUAUGCCAGCUCUAGAACAGAUGAAUCAGAUUUUACACAUCUUGUUUAUAUUUUUACCCUUUUUUUGGGCACUUGGGACCCUACCCCCACCUGAUGCACUUUUCUUAUGGGCAAUGGAGCAGGUUUUAGAGUUCGGCCUUGGAGGCUCAUCUAUGUCAACUCACCUACGGUUGUUAAUAAUGUUCAUCAUUUCUGCUGGAACAGCUGUAGCAUCUUAUUUCAUUCCCAGCACUGUUGGUGUGGUUCUUUUCAUGACUGGACUUGGGUUCUUACUGAGUCUUAACCUAAGUGAGAUGGUUCUUGUCUUCAAACACAGUGUGACCAGACACAGAGUUGGAACCAAAUCUAAUUCUUUAUCCAGUGGUUCAGAAAUCCAGUUUACUUGGAGGGAAUACCUUUUCUACGGCGUUGUAUUAGUCUUGGCCCUCUUAGAAACUGGUUUGUUGCAUCACUUUGCUAGUUUCUCACAGAUUUCCAAAAACAGUCCUCAGGCUGUUGUUGGCUAUACUUUGAUGAUAUUAUUUAUAAUACUGUGGAUACUUAAAGAAAUUCAAAGUAUCUAUAUCUUUGGAAUUUUCCGGAACCCUUUCUAUCCAAAGGAUGUGCAAACUGUGACUUUAUUCCUAGAGAAGCAGACAAAGCUUAUGAAGAUUGGUGUUGUCAGACGGAUUUUAAUAAAUCUAGUGUCACCUUUGGCUAUGAUAGCAUUUCUUUCAUUGGACAGUUCCUUACAAAGGCUUCACUCUGUAUCUGUCUCCAUUGGAUUCACAAGAGCUUUUAGAAUGGUAUGGCAAAAUACAGAAAAUGCUUUAUUGGAGACAGUCAUUGUAUCAGCAGUGCACUUGCUGAUCUCCAAUACAGACCUAUGGUGGAGCAGAAGCCUGGAUACAGGAAUCAAACUCUUACUGGUUGGUAUCAUGCGUGAUCGUCUGAUUCAGUUCAUCGCUAAACUGCAGUUUGCUGUGACUGUGUUUGUGGCAUCAUGGACAGAGAAAAAACGUAGAAAAUCAGCCACCACUUUGGGUGUACUCAACAUUGUCUUCUCUCCAUUCGUGUUGGUCUUCAUAGUUUUUUCUACACUACUCUCUUCUCCCUUACUCCCCCUCUUUACCCUUCCUUUGUUCUUGGUGGGGUUUCCUCGACCUGUUCAGAGUUGGCCAGGAGUAGUGGGCACCACAGCCUGUGUGUGUGCAGAUACAGUGUACUAUUGCCAGAUGGUCCCGGGUUUAACCACUGCGCUGCAGUCUGCAAUGGCAGCUGGGAGUUUAGGUCUCCUCUUACCUGGGUCUCAUUACUUGGGCCGUUUUCAGGAUCGUUUAAUAUGGAUAAUGAUUCUAGAAUGUGGCUAUACUUAUUGCUGUGUUAACAUUAAGGGGUUAGAAUUGCAAGAGACAUCCUGUCACACUGCUGAAGCUCGAAGAGUUGACGAAGUUUUUGAAAGUGCCUUUGAACAAGAAGAAUAUGUAAAACUAUGUUCCAUUAAUGAACACUUUGGAAAUGUUUUGACACCCUGUACUGUUUUGCCUGUGAAACUCUAUUCUGAUGCCAGGAAUGUCCUGUCUGGCAUAAUUGAUUCUCAUGAUAACUUAAAAGAAUUUAAAUGUGACCUUGUUAAAGUACUUGUAUGGAUACUUGUUCAGUACUGUUCUAGAAGGUCUAGCAUGCUGGAGAAUGUUCACAAAACUGAAAAUAAAGGAAAAGCAUCUCUAAUAAUCCUGCCUGCUUUGAAUACUGAACUACAAACUGAAUCUCCAGAAGACACAGAUAGUUUAAACUCAGAAAAUUUGGAUGAUUGGUCUGAUGAUGUUUUUGGUGAAGAGCCAACUAUCAAAAAAGGAAAAGAUGAAAAAGAUCAGUUGAAAGUAUUGCCAGGUAUAAAUUUGCCUAUUCCCGGAUCAGUAGAAUCACAGAAUGUUGAUAGUCAUUCUACAAACACUGAAAAGAGUCUUUACCAAGCAGUUGCACUUGGAUACCCUGCCAUUGACAAAGGAAAACAGGAGGCCAUGGCAUAUAUCCCUCUCAUGGAGUUCAGUUGUUCUCAUUCUCACUUAUUAAGCUUACCUGAAGAGUGGAUGUCUAACUGUUUGCCUAAUUCCAAAAUGAAGGAGAUGAGUUCAUUAUUUCCAGAAGACUGGUACCAGUUUAUUUUAAGGCAGUUGAAAUGUUUUCCUUCAAAAGAAAAUGCCUCAAAUGUAGUAGAAGAAAUUGCAAAGGACAGAGUUCUAAAAGACUUUUAUGUUCAUGCAGUAAUGACUUGUUACUUUAGUUUGUUUGGGGUAGACAAUAUGAUUCCUAGUCCUGGUCAUAUAUUGAGAGUUUACAGUGGUGUUUUGCCUUGGUCUCUUGCCUUGGAUUGGCUCACAGAAAAACCAGACCUGUUCCAACUAGCCCUGAAAGCUUUCAGGUACACUCUGAAACUAAUGAUCGAUAAAGCAAGUUUGGGUCCAAUAGAAGACUUUAAAGAGUUGAUUAACUGCCUUGAAGAAUAUGAAAGUGACUGGUACAUAGGUUUGGUAUCUGAUGAAAAGUGGAAGGAAGCAGUUUUACAAGAAAAACCAUACUUGUUUUCUCUGGGAUAUGAUCCUAAUAUGGGAGUUUACACUGGGAGAGUACUUACCCUUCAAGAAUUAUUGAUCCAUGUUGGGAAGUUAAAUGCUGAAGCUGUUAGAGUUCAUUUAACGUUCCUCACUUUUCUGGAAAAAUGAGUGCUGAAAGAAUAAGCUAUCAGCAAGUUUUCCUAAACACCAACACAGGCACAUUUCAGAUGUGCAAACUGACCUUCUGGAACAAAGUCGAAGGAACCAGUACUACAGGUGAGACUACAUCUCUUAAUAGUGUGGAAGUGCUUUGACAGAGGGCUGACGUGCACCUAGUCCUGGGGAGAAAUGGGGCGGGUGGGGAAGCCAGGUAUUAACCCAAGGAGGUGACACAGAAUGUAGAGACUUGCAGGAUGCAUUGGAGUUUGUGGGAAGACAUGGUGGAGAAAAAGCAUUUUGGCACAUACACCGGCCAGACAGCAACAUAGAAGAAAAAAAUGGCAAUCUUUGAUUUAAUUUUUACCUUGUAGAAAACUUUCCCCAAGACCAGUAGUAAUUUACAGUAAACCAACAGAUAUGCAUUGGGGAUGGAAAACUUUUUAUAUCUUUUGUAUUUAUUAAUAUAUCAUGAGAUUGGCAGAUGGUAAGAAAAUUUUUAAGUAUUGGAAAAUUUCAUGCUUUCCUACAAGAUUGAUAUGAAUUCAGAAAUGUAUAAAUUGGACUUACCACACCACUCUUGAAGUUCUCAAUCCUUCUCUUUGCUGCUUUGUUGGUUAACCACCAGGCCAAAGUUGGCAUAUAUUGCCACAAAUAGAUCAUUAGCAAAAAAGGCUGAUCAGCAAUCCAAACUUCCUUCAAAUCAUUGGCCAUGGCGACUAACGUCAGCCGCACACAACGACUGGUUGCCAUCUUGUAGGACUGGUCUGCAGUGCUGCCUGUAGACUAAGAAAAUUUUGAAAAAUUCGUGAGUGAUAAGUAUUUAUCUAGGGUAUCUCACAGAACUUUUAGGAGACAUCCAGUUGAAUGAUUCCCUUACUGUGACCGCGUGCCCCUCAGGAGUCCCCAUAGGCACUAAGGGGUGCCUGUAAACUAUUUAUGGGCUUCCUAGGUGGCACAGGACCUGCCUGCCAUUGAAAGCACAAUGCAAGAGAUGUGGGUUCGAUCCCUAGGUCUGGAAGAUGCCCUGAAGGAGGAAAUGGCAACCCACCUCAGUAAUCUUGCCUGGAAAAUUACAUGAACAGAGGAGCCUAGUGAGCUUCAGUCCAUGGGGUCGCAGAGUCAGACCUGACUAAGCAUGCACACAUAAGCUAUAUAUUUCAGAAAACCUAAUGGAAUUCAUAUAUUUAACCAGAUAAGUGUGCAGGCUAACUAAAAGAUAACAGUUAUUCACUUUUAGUUAGUAUUGUACCAUCUUAAAGUACUUAAUGAUAACUAUGUCAUUUUAAUAAUAAAAAUUUUAAAACAAAUUAUUAAUACAUACAUUUAGCAAAUGAAGUUCUAUAAAACAUGAAGCCCGUGAGGAUGAAAUAGAGAAAGAAGAUAAAAGUGGUUUUUUGAUAUCAAAAAAAUUUGGAACUGCUACUCUAGUUAACCCACUACUGUUUUACGAAUAAACUGAGGCCCAGAAAUACAGUAACUUUUAUCUGUGCUCACACAGACCAUUUAGUAGUAACCAGUUCUAUAUUCUAGGUCCCCUGAUUCCUGUAACAUUGUGCUCAUUCUAUUUUACUAUAGUGCCUCCAUAGAAAAUGCAAAAUAUAAGUUGUAUAUGUAAACAUUUACAUGGAAACAUAUAGAUUUAUAUCUCAGUAGAAAUAUUAGUGGAGAAGAAGGAAAUUUUCAUGGUCUUUAGAGAGUUUUUUAUAUUAUGGAGUGAUACUGGAUUCUUCAUGAGACAUUUAUUAUUCAUUUGGUAGAUUAAUUACUUGUAAUCUAUGAGCUGAGGGAAGCACAGGCCUGGGUGAGGCCAACCUAAAACUAUUACAUCUCAACAGGGGGGUUUUUGCUAAGUUCCUUCACCAUAAUCCCUUUUAAAAUCCCAGUAAAGUUUAAUUUACUAAAAUUCAGCCACACAGAACUUUUGACAUUGCUAUGAUUUGUGAAUUGAUUAAAACUGGGUUUUUAAAAUAUUGAUAGCCCACAUAAUAGUGGAUCACUUAUAAGCAGUAUCUUAGUAAUUUCUUUAGCUAUUACUAAAGCUGGAUCCCAAAGCACUAUCAACUAACCUUAACAAUUUUCCUAAUGCUGAGUUAUGUAAAUAAUUCAUAAGAGAUUCUAACAUGAAAAUCUUGAGGCAUAGUGAUGUAAGGCCAGGGUAUGACUACUAAAGCAUUCAAAUCAUUUCCCAACUAGAAAUUUUACCUUUGUGACUUCUUCAGUUAGGGCAUUUUUCACAAUAUUUGAUUGCACAGGUCCCGGGCAAAUGUUAGAAAUUGUUAUACCUGGGUAGGUGGUAAGUUCACUUCGGAGGGUAUUAAAAAAUCCCUAAUAGACAAAAAUAAAUAAAUAAAUAAAUACAGACACAUAUCUCAUGUUUAAUAGUACAAAAUUACUUUUCUUCUACUUUUUAUGAAGGACAAUAGCAGCACAUUAUCAAAAUGUGUUCUGAAAUGCCUGAGUAAAGGACAGGGAAUGUAAUUACACAAGAUGAGGCAUUUUUAAACAUAAGACCACAGGCAAUCUAUAACAGGCAUUCUUAACUCCUGCCAGGUAUGAGUGGUUCAUCCCCCUGAUGGCAGUGGUUUAGCUUGUGCCAUCAGUGAUUUUGCACCGGAUUAGUGAGAGACUACCCUUGAAGAGUCUGAUACCCAGUCGCCAGCUCCCCACUCCAAAAGGGUUGCAUGUUCACUGAGCAUCAUUGAGGCUGGAUUUCUUUUGAUGAUCCCUCAAAGUGGCCUAAAGUACAGAUGGUAGGGCAACAGGGAACAAGUUGGAAUUAAUACUUAAAGGAAACUAGCAUAGAGGAACAGUUCCAUUUUUUCAAUUACUAUCUGAAGAGACUAUUAGUUUCAGCAAAAAUUUUUUAUUUUAGGUGUAGUAAGAGAGUACACGGCUAGUUAAAAAUGUAAUAUGAUUGCUUACUCAAUGACUUUUGUAAAAACAACCUAGACCCUCUAGACUUAAAAGAUAUUGCCUAUUUCUAAACCAAAUAGGAAGUAAACAUCUACUUCUCCUCAUCGCUUCUCCUAAAUCAGGAAAUAUCCCAAGACUACAUUGUGAUAAACCGAGUUAACUUUGAAAAGCCUAAGCAGCCAACAUAGGUACAUUCAUUUAUGAUCCAAUAACAUUAAACAGUUACCAGCCUUUAAUGCUGAUGCCUAACAAACACAAGGCCUUUGAGGGUUUGUGCUGUCUGAGACUAAUGCAGUGCCUGACUCAGAUGGACAGGAAAAAGGCUUUGUAAAUGGAUGCAUGAACUUUAACCUUCUGCCCCUCUAUAGCAAAAGAGGGGAGAGGACACCAUGAAAGCCAAUACUCCAGACACUAAAACCUCUCCUUGCUUGAAAUCACAUCUAGUAUAGUGUCUGGCCUUUUCAACAAGUAAGUUCACUCUCUAGCUUGCUGAGUAUCAGGGAAGGAAAUGUGCCCUUCAAAAAGAGACUCCUGGUUUCAGUGUUCGGCUACUGGUAUAAGUAGAUCUCAACUUGACACGUGGUAUCAAGACAAUCAAAUCCAGUACAAAACAGUAUUGGAGGGCAGGCCAGACAACUUCUACUGUGUUUGAAAGUAUCCUGCAUGUCUUAUGGGAUACUGGGUACCAAACAGAGGGGGUGGCCACCUUCCCUCAUGUGCCUGCCUGAGAGUUGUCCAACUGACACCCUAUUACCAAAUAUGAGAAAAUCAUCAGUGCAGUAUUUCGUUUCAUCACUCACUGCAAUUGUCUGCUCUUCACAGCAGAAAGAGGAUCCUAUGGAACCAAAGCUUCAAAUUUUCAUGAAACUGAUGACCAUUCAGCUAUUGCAUCUUAUUAUUCCAAUGGUGAAACAUUCUAUGUAAACUGACCUUCAAUGGCAUUAAUUAUAUAUCACAUGUCUCUAUUAAUCAUUUUCCUCCUAUUGGCCUUACAAUUUAAUUUGCUCCAUGUUAUAGUGUAUAUAGUUACAGUUUCUUCUUAUCCAUUCUUAUGCCAACAUUAAAAAUUUAUUCAUUUCUAGUACUCAUAUCUCAUAAGUUACACAAGCCAAAUUAAACUUUCUCCUAGACUCUGCCUUAACUAGAUUUUCUUCUUCUAAUGAAGUCAGAGUAAACAGAAUCAAGGCUAGACCCAGUAGGGAUUUGACACUCAGGGCUAAUUACCCAGUGGGAAGUUGCUAUUUCUGACAGGCAUGUACAUUUAGAAAUUCAGGUAAAAUAAACACCAACAACAAAGGGGAAGGAAACAAAGUCACAGAAA